GCGAUCCAAAGCAAGCAACAGCAGCAGAAGUGCACUUUUGCAUUCUAUUUCCAAUCAAUCCAAGAGGCUAGAGCUAGCGGCCAAGAUCAUCGUCACCGGCGGCAUGGACUCGUCGACGGUGGGCGCUCCGGGGAGCUCGCUGCACGGCGUGACGGGGCGCGAGCCGGCGUUCGCGUUCUCGACGGAGGUGGGCGGCGAGGACGCGGCGGCGGCGAGCAAGUUCGACUUGCCGGUGGACUCGGAGCACAAGGCGAAGACGAUCAGGUUGCUGUCGUUCGCGAACCCGCAUAUGAGGACGUUCCACCUAUCAUGGAUCUCCUUCUUCUCCUGCUUCGUCUCCACCUUCGCCGCCGCCCCUCUCGUCCCCAUCAUCCGCGACAACCUCAACCUCACCAAGGCCGACAUCGGCAACGCCGGCGUCGCCUCCGUCUCCGGCUCCAUCUUCUCCAGGCUCGCCAUGGGCGCCAUCUGCGACAUGCUCGGCCCGCGCUACGGCUGCGCCUUCCUCAUCAUGCUCGCCGCGCCCACCGUCUUCUGCAUGUCGCUCAUCGACUCCGCCGCGGGGUACAUCGCCGUGCGCUUCCUCAUCGGCUUCUCCCUCGCCACCUUCGUGUCAUGCCAGUACUGGAUGAGCACCAUGUUCAACAGCAAGAUCAUCGGCCUCGUCAACGGCCUCGCCGCCGGGUGGGGAAACAUGGGCGGCGGCGCGACGCAGCUCAUCAUGCCGCUCGUCUACGACGUGAUCCGCAAGUGCGGCGCGACGCCGUUCACGGCGUGGAGGCUGGCCUACUUCGUGCCGGGGACGCUGCACGUGGUGAUGGGCGUGCUGGUGCUGACGCUGGGGCAGGACCUCCCCGACGGCAACCUGCGCAGCCUGCAGAAGAAGGGUGACGUCAACAGGGACAGCUUCUCCAGGGUGCUCUGGUACGCCGUCACCAACUACCGCACCUGGAUCUUCGUCCUCCUCUACGGCUACUCCAUGGGCGUCGAGCUCACCACCGACAACGUCAUCGCCGAGUACUUCUACGAUCGCUUCGACCUCGACCUCCGCGUCGCCGGCAUCAUCGCCGCAUCCUUCGGCAUGGCCAACAUCGUCGCGCGCCCCACCGGCGGCCUCCUCUCGGACCUCGGCGCGCGCUACUUCGGCAUGCGCGCCCGCCUCUGGAACAUUUGGAUCCUCCAGACCGCCGGCGGCGCGUUCUGCCUCCUGCUCGGCCGCGCAUCCACCCUCCCCACCUCCGUCGUCUGCAUGGUCCUCUUCUCCUUCUGCGCGCAGGCCGCCUGCGGCGCCAUCUUCGGCGUCAUCCCCUUCGUCUCCCGCCGCUCGCUCGGCAUCAUCUCCGGCAUGACCGGCGCCGGCGGCAACUUCGGCGCCGGGCUCACGCAGCUGCUCUUCUUCACGUCGUCGAGGUACUCCACGGGCACGGGGCUGGAGUACAUGGGCAUCAUGAUCAUGGCGUGCACGCUGCCGGUGGUGCUCGUCCAUUUCCCGCAGUGGGGCUCCAUGUUCCUCCCGCCCAACGCCGGCGCCGAGGAGGAGCACUACUACGGCUCCGAGUGGAGCGAACAGGAGAAGAGCAAGGGCCUCCACGGUGCAAGUCUCAAGUUCGCCGAGAACUCCCGCUCCGAGCGUGGCCGCCGCAACGUCAUCAACGCCGCCGCCGCCGCCGCCACGCCGCCCAACAACUCGCCGGAGCACGCCUAAUUAAGAGGCCAAGUUAAUUAAUUAUGCAUGCAUGUAUAAACUGUUGAACGUUUUGUUACCGUUUUCUUUAUACUAUCUAGAGUAUGUCGUCAUGGAGAAAGGCCUUUGUAUUACUUGCUUCGAAAAGCGUUUAAAUGAAAAGAAAAAAGUUAAGAAAUUUUUGUGAUAAACCAACAAAACUA
This is a messenger RNA of Oryza sativa Japonica Group (Japanese rice), 1887 nucleotides long. The record is from RefSeq and is a predicted model, not a curated record. NCBI's taxonomy places the organism in Eukaryota, Viridiplantae, Streptophyta, Magnoliopsida, Poales, Poaceae.